GCUCUGCUCGGAAAUUUCGUUUCAUAAUCAACAGUUCUCAAUUUACUAUAAAGCGCACCGACAAAAACACAGCAACAGCUACGUUUUUUUUUGGAACACCCUCAACAAUAUUCGAGCAAACGUUAAAUUUAUGUUGAAAAAGAAAAUCGGAACAGACGGGGGGAGGAAGUGACCGUGGAAUUCACUCUACUACAACUACACACAACUGUGUGUUUGUGUGGUGUACAUUGAGGAAAAUACGCUUCCAAACACUGACGAACACUUGUCGCUUGUCCGUGUGCCAGUGUUGCUCGCAUUGUUCAAAUUCGAGUUUCGCUUGCAGCUGUGUGCAGCAAUUAGCAACGUCGCAGAAAGUUGCCUCUUGAAAGUGGUGCAGGAGGAGAGUGUGGAGGGUGUGCGGUUUAACUAUGGAUGAUACCACCACAGCUACAACGCCGUCGCCGUCAUCAGCGGCCACAGCUGCUGGCUACGACGCUGCCAGUGACAAAACAAACGCUGCUAGCAGCAACAGCAGCAUUAGCCUCUUAAUUAAAUCGUCGAAUCAGCAAUAUGACGAUAUAAAAAUUGAGAGCGAUCUUUGCUGGACGGUGCAUAGACUCAAGAAGCUACUAUCCUUGGUUUAUCCCGGCAAGCCGGAAAUUGCGGACCAAAAGCUCAUCUAUUCCGGCAAACUGCUGGACGAUGCCCAGAAGCUAUCAGAGGUAAUACGCAGCUACAAAGAUGUUUAUCAGCAGCAUCACAUUUUUCACCUGGUGUGCGCCAACAAGAAUGUGAGCAAGGCGCCCCUUAAGAUGACAACACCAGCAAUGGAUAUGGCGACUACUGCACGCCUGGAUACCAAUGCCAGUUAUAAUAAUAACGAGCUUAGACAGCGUCAUGGUGCCGCAGUUGGCGCCUCCUCAGCCCAGAUUCCUUAUCAGCAGCAAAAUGUGCCGCUGUCACAACUACAACCAAAUACCAUGUAUCCCUGGAUACAGUUGCGGCCGGCACCGCCACCCACAGCGUCCAGAGCAACACACAUGGCUUUCCAGCGGGAGCAGCAGCAGGCGCUUAUGUAUAAUGCCUGGAUGCAGCAGUGGUAUGCAGGGUACUUGCAGGAGAUGAUGCAACGUACGAGCGGCACUGAUAACACCACACCACCACCCAUGCUGCAUCCCUUGUUGCAAAGUUUGCCUAUGAUUCCAAACAAUUUAAGUGUGCCACUUGUGGGACAACCACCUGUGGCAACAGCAGCAGCCGCGGCAGCUGCUGGCGCUGGCGCUGUUGCUGGACAGGCGAAUGAGGCUGCCGUUGUACAGCAACCGGAAGGCCGUCAAGUAGAUGCUCCGAACUUUCCCAACAUUCAACAUGAGGAGCCGGAGUUGCGUGAUUGGCUGGAGAGUUUGUUUAGCUUCACUCGGUUGGCGUUCUUUGUAAUGGUUUUGUAUUUCAAUUCGUCGCCGAUGCGCUGCGUGCUGGUGGUGCUCAUCGUCAGCGUUAUUUAUCUGUAUCACAUUGGAGUACUUCGACGUCGUCGCGAGCGCAACAAUAACAACAUUAAUCGUAACAACAAUGCUGGCAAUGAUAUUGUUGCCUUUGCGGCUGUACAGCAAAUUCAACGCAUGAUGGACGCUGCAAUCGAGCACGACAAUAAUCCGCAGGCUGCUGCCGAACCAGUGCCAGCCGCUGCACCAGCUGAUGCCGAUCAAGCUGCUGUUGCCCCACCAGCUGCUGCUGUACCACCGGCGGCUGCUGCUGCACCGGCCAGCGCUGGCGCGAAUGAGACCGAUGCCGCUGUGGCUGCCGCCGAGACGGUUGCCGUGGAGCCAGCGAAUGCCAAUAACUCUGUGAUUUCUAUUGUGCGCACUUUUGUCGUUACGUUCUUCACGUCGCUGUUGCCCGAGGCGCCGGCGCUGUAAAAUGGUUAAACCGCAUUGCGUCUUGCCAUCUCUUGUGGCCUCUGGAAUAUAUUUUUGUUCCCCGUACACUUUCCUGCUUUACACCGCCCCAUUACUAAAUGUUAUCAUUUUAGCAUA
Molecule: messenger RNA, 2015 nt
Organism: Drosophila grimshawi
Lineage: Eukaryota; Metazoa; Arthropoda; Insecta; Diptera; Drosophilidae
Gene: Herp
Product: homocysteine-responsive endoplasmic reticulum-resident ubiquitin-like domain member 1 protein
Exons: 4
Coding region: 408-1898 (496 amino acids)
Biological process (GO): endoplasmic reticulum unfolded protein response
Molecular function (GO): protein binding
Source: RefSeq, a predicted model, not a curated record